AUUAAGGAAAGCCUGUAUCCUGCAUCUUUCCGUGAGUGGCAUCUGUCAGUCAUGCAGCCACCACCCCAGGCCGUCCCACCCGGCGUGGUGGGGCCACCUCCAGCCGGGACCCCUCAGAGCACACACUGGUCUAGCAGCCCGUAUAGGAGACAGGCGAUAGCUAGUGCACCAGUGGCUCCAGGAGCUCGCCCAUUGCAGCCGGUGACGGACCCAUUCGCUUUUAGUAGACAGGCGCUCCAGAGCACAUCGUUGGGCAGUUUGUCCAAAAGCAGCCCACCUGUUUUGCCGGGCCCGGCCUUGCCAGCGUUUCUUCAGCGCUCUGGUCUGCCUGUGCCUCACACAGAUGCUGGGGGUGGCUCCCAGGGACCUCACGAGCCUCUGCCGGGAUCUGUGUCGCAGCCCAGGGCAGAUGCGGGCUCAUUUUCCAGUGUGUUGACCUCUUCAGCACCGCCUGGGCCCGAGAUGAACAGGAGUGCCGAGGUCUCGUCCAGCUCCGAAUGGGAAGCUCAGACUCAGUACAUUCCAGGAGCGGGUCCUGACAGUUCUCAUGGGGGCCAUCCACAUGGGAACCUGCCUGGGCCCGACAGGCCCCCAAGUGGGCAGAACCCGCACGACAGUGCUGUGGCACCAGCAACGUCCCAUUUCUUCCCUCAGCCUCAUCAGCAAAUGUCAGGGCGGUGGGGGCCAGUGCAAGGAGCCCCACAGCCCCCAGCUCAGCAUUACUGGCCCUGUCCAGAAGGACCUGUUCAGAAUGCGGUGUCCCAGGCCUCCAGCGUUUCCCACCUCCUCGCUCCGUCCACCCCACAUCAAGGUCCUGGCCACGAGCCACACAGCCCACUGGUGUCUUUACCAGGACCCAUGGUUGGUGACGGAAGAGAUGAAGCAGCCUACCUGCAAAGUGGAAACCACUCAGCAAGUAACUUUGAUCUUGAAAAUGCAUUCAGGCAGAAUUUCCGAGUUGGGAACACUCGGGCUGGCCAGGACUUCCGGCCGAAUCCAGGAGUGAAUAAAGAGCAGUUGCCAGACUCUGCUUCUGUUAACCCCCUCGCUCAGGGAAAUAGCCCCGAAAGUCAUUUGCACUAUGCCGUGGGGGCCGGGACCAGCCGGGCCCCGCCAGACGCCGACUCAGGUGCGCUCUCCAUGUUUUUCCAAGGGGGAGAGACAGAAAAUGAGGAGAACCUCUCAUCUGAGAAAACGGGCUCUGCUGGUCAGUCUGCCUUGGACGGGUUCUCCCCCAGCCCUGGACUUGGCCAUCCCCCUGCAUACGUGGGGGCAGGCGGCAUGUACCAGGCCUGUCCCAGCGCCUCCAACUGUGAGACCACGCCGCAGGGAGGAGACACGCACCCAUUCUUCCCUCGGUCUUCAGGCGUCCAACAUGAUAAGCCAACCACUGAAAACGCUGCUGUUGAUGUGUGGGCUGACACGGCAGGUGCGGGGACUCGGGACGCUGGUGGCUCACACUGUGAGAAUGCCGAGAACUCAGAAUUCACUCAGAAUCAAGAGGUUCUGCCACGUGAACCCCCCAGUUUGGACCCUUCCUCCCCAGGCGAUCAGCUCAGAUACGGGCCCGUUCCCGGAGCAGCCGUCCCCAGGCGCAGUAUCAUGGGCCACGCUGGAGGUGGGGGCCCAAAUCUCGAGGCCCUGGACCCUCAGCUUUAUUCCGUGUGCCCCGACGGCUUGUCGUCCAGUUACAGUAGCAAGAGCCACAGGAGUCGUCCAGGUGCGGCCAGGCCCCAGGACCUGGGCACCUUCAUUCAGCAGGAAGUUGGGAAACCUGAGGACGAGGCUUCAGGGAUUUUUUUUAAGCAAAUCGAUUCUUCUCCUGUGGGGGGCGAGACAGACGACACUGCCGUGAGCCAGAAGUACCACAGCAGCCUGCCCCAGCCCUCAACCCCAAGUCCCCCAAAACCUACAGGGAUCUUUCAGACAAGUGCAAAUAGUUCUUUUGAACCCGUGAAAUCCCACGUAGUUGGAGUGAAACCAGUCGAGGCCGAUCGUGCUAAUGUGGUGGGCGAGGUGCGGGGGACCCACGCCCAGCGGAGGAAGCGCAGACCGGCCGCUGUGCCGCCCGACGCCUGCCCUGGCAAUCUGGAGCAGCCACCGGACAACAUGGAGACGCUCCUCCCCGCCCAGGCCUGUCCUCUGCCUCUUGCUACACCUACGGACGCUGGUCAGGGGCUGGGGCCGCCCUCGGAAUCCGUGCUUCUGACACCUGAGAAGAGACCGUCGACCAGGGCUCAGGGAGCCGUCAAGUGUGAGAGCCCGGCAACGACGCUCUGGGCCCAGAACGAGCUGCCAGACUUCGGAGGCAACGUCCUCCUAGCCCCGGCUGCUCCUGUGCUGCAUGUGCCUGCGAAACCUCAGCCGUCAGAAGUGAUUCAGCCCCCAGAUGAGGGGGUGUCCGGUCAGUUGUCCCCGCAGCCUGGCUGCCUGCCCCCUCUGCAGAGCGGCGACGGCGUUGGUGCUUCUGAGAAUCUCGAGAACCCUCCCAAAAUGGGAGAGGAAGACACCCUUCUGUCGCAGGCGAGUUCUGGUUCUGGUUAUGCCAGUCUGUUGUCCUCACCGCCCACUGAAUCUUUGCGAAAUCAGCUGGUCUUGAUUGCCCAGCCUGAUCAGAGCUGUCACCUGGCUCAGCCCAUUCAUUUUUCUGUGUCCUUGUCAAACCCCAAUGAGAAGAGUCGGUCCUGGAGAGACGCUCGGGUGGGAGACAAAGCCACCACGAGCAGCCGGGCCGUGGGGGGUGAUGGUGGAGAAGCCGCUCCUCUGUCUGGGGUUCCAGCCAGCUCCCUCACGUGCUUGCUUCUGCCUAACAGUCUUGCCCAGAGUAAUUUUCCACAAGUUUCUGCUAUCCCUGAAGUGGUUUCCGCCCAACCUGCUAAUUUGCUGGUUCAGCCACCAUCUCAUCCAGUUCCAAAGAGCUUGCUUCCCGAAGGUCAAAAGGUUCAUAAUGCAGAGGACGUUCUUCCAGAGUUGGUGAAUAGCCGUGCUGGGGGCACAGACGGCAUGUUGGUGCCGUCCGCAAACAGCACCUCGGGACCGCCCAGUAAUAAGGCAGAUCACCCCAGUAAUCGGGAGGAGACUCCAGGAGCCCUAGACUUGACACCACAUAGGACUUUGGAUGAUCCCGUGACGAAAGAUGCUCAGGACCAACAUGGCCUAGAGAGAGUCCCGCAGGAGCCAGCACCACCGCCUCCACAAGGCCCCAAAGCAGAACCAUCUAACCCAGGAAGUCCACCGGCGCAAGGACAGCCCCCAGGCUCAACCCAGCCACCCUCAGGCCCGGCUCCAGCUGACCCAAGUCAGCAGCUGCCGCCUCGGCCGCCGCAGUCCUCCAGCAGCUCGGGCCCGGCGGCUGUGCAGGCGGACCAGCAGUGGCAGCAGCCGCCCCCUGACCUGGCGUCCUAUUACUUUCACAGACCCCUGUACGACGGCUACCAGUCCCAGUACCCCUCACCGUACCCGCCGGACCCUGGCACAGCCCCCCUCUAUUACCAGGACAUGUAUGGCCUGUACGACCCCCGAUACAGGCCCUACGACAAUACCGCAUCCGCCUAUGCCGAGAACUACCGCUACCCCGAGCCUGAGCGGCCCAGCUCCCGGGCAAGUCACUGCUCAGACCGGCCAGCUGCCCGGCAGGGGUACCCUGAGGGUUAUCCCCAAUCCAGAGGUGGAUGGAGCAGCCAAAGUGAUUACUAUGCCAGCUACUACUCCGGCCAGUACGAGUAUGCAGAUCUGAGUCAGUGGGAUCGGUACCCCUAUGGUUCUAGACUCAGGGAUUCCCGCCACUAUGACCACAGGUACUGGUAUGAUGCGGACUAUGACCAGUACAGGAAAGAAAACUACACCUAUGCUGACAGGCCUGAGAAGUACUGGAGGUACGACCCUCGCUUCACGGGGAGCUUCGAGGAUGACCUGGAGCUCCACAGGGACCCUUUCAGGGACGAUGGGGACAGGCGCAGCGAGCACAGCGAUCACUCGGCCCGGAGCCUGGGCGCCCCCAGCCGCCGCAGCAGUUUCAGCACCCACUCGCAGCAGAGUCAGGUUUACAGAAGUCGCAGUGGCACCGCCGGCCCCUACGAGGCCCCGCCUCCGCCAGGCUCCUUCCAUGGGGAUUAUGCCUAUGACACCUACAGCGCCCAGGGCUUCCCAGAGUACAGCUACCCUGCCGACGCCGGCUGGCCCGCUGUGGAGCAAGCCCCAUCGAGACCCACGUCUCCUGAGAAAUUCUCCGUGCCUCACAUCUGUGCCAGGUUUGGUCCCGGGGGCCAGCUCAUCAAGGUGAUCCCCAAUCUGCCUUCAGAAGGACAGCCCGCCCUGGUGGAAGUCCACAGCAUGGAGACGCUGCUGCAGCACAUGCCGGAGCAGGAGGAGAUGCGAGCGUUCCCGGGGCCUCUCGGCAAAGACGACACCCAUAAAGUGGAUGUUAUUAAUUUUGCACAGAGCAAAGCCACAAAGUGUUUGCAGAAUGAAAACUUACUUGACAAAGAGUCUGCAAGUCUUCUUUGGAACUUUAUCGUUCUGUUGUGCAGACAGAAUGGGACCGUGGUGGGGACAGACAUCGCAGAACUGCUGUUACGGGACCACCGGACAGUGUGGCUUCCUGGGAAGUCACCCGAUGAGGCCAACCUGAUUGAUUUCACUAAUGAGGCCAUGGAACAGGCAGAGGAGGAGUCCGGGGAGGCCCAGCUCUCGUUUCUCACAGACAGUCAGGCUGCCGCCACCAGCACCCUGGAGAAAGACACCGAGAGGUUCAGAGAGCUGCUGCUCUAUGGACGUAAGAAGGAUGCUUUGGAGUCUGCGAUGAAAAACGGCUUGUGGGGUCAUGCUCUGCUACUUGCAAGUAAGAUGGACAGCCGGACGCAUGCCAGAGUCAUGACCAGGUUCGCCAACAGCCUUCCAAUCAACGAUCCCUUGCAGACUGUCUACCAGCUGAUGUCCGGGCGGAUGCCCGCUGCAUCCACAUGUUGCGGAGAUGAGAAGUGGGGGGACUGGAGGCCGCACCUUGCCAUGGUCCUGUCCAACCUGAACAGCAGCGUGGACGUGGAGGCCAGGGCAAUGGCCACGAUGGGCGACACUCUCGCUUCGAAAGGUCUCCUAGAUGCGGCACACUUUUGCUACCUCAUGGCCCAGGUUGGAUUUGGGGUGUAUACAAAGAAAACCACAAAGCUUGUCUUAAUUGGAUCGAACCACAGUUUGCCGUUUGUAAAGUUUGCGACCAAUGAAGCUAUUCAAAGGACAGAAGCCUAUGAGUACGCACAGUCCCUUGGGGCGCAGGCCGACCCCUUGCCCAACUUUCAGGUGUUUAAAUUCAUCUACUCCUGCCGCCUGGCUGAGAUGGGGCUUGCCACACAAGCCUUUCACUAUUGCGAAGUGAUUGCUAAAAGCAUCCUGCUUCAGCCCCAUGGGUACUCCCCCGUGCUGAUUAGCCAGCUGGUUCAGCUUGCGUCCCAGUUACGACUCUUCGAUCCUCAGCUGAAGGAGAAGCCGGAGGAGGAGUCCUUUGUGGAGCCGACCUGGCUGGCCCAGCUGCAGCGUGUGGACAAGCAGGUCCAGGAGGGUGCUGUGGUGUGGAGUCACGACGCGGCCUUCCCCCAGCGCUGUCCCAGCACGCCGAGCUCCGAGGUGGGACAGUGUGAUGGCCCGGGAGUCGCACAGCCCUUGGUCCUGGGCACUGACAACCCACUGCUGGCGCCACCUGUGCCCAGUGCUCAGGGCUCUGGCCUGGCCGUGCGGCUGCUGCCUUCAGUGCCGCCGACCAUGCCUGCCAGGGUGCCGAUGUUCGCAGUGCCGCCUCCCCUCGGCCCUGUGGAGCCAGGGCCUGGCUGUGGACCCCCAGGGUCUGCACUUGGCUUUGCAGAGCCAUCUGGGCCUGAUCCUGCAGCUCUGUACCCAGGGCCUGGCCUGCCACCUGGCGCGCCACCUCUCCAGGAGAGUGAACACCUGUUCCAGGAUAUGAGGAGCCAGGACCCAGGGAUGACGCCGCACGAGGCACACGGCAGAAACCCACUGGCCGGGCUGAGCGAAGAGGAUUUGGGUGGAAAAUUGGACAAACCGGUGGGCUCUGGGCCCCAGGUGAGCCUGCUCCUGCGUUGCUUUGCACAGGGCUCCUCCCGGAUGCCGCAGGACUCUGAAGCCCCUCCCGGCUGGGGGGGUGCCAGCCUGGGUGCCCUGCAGCCUCCGUCUCUGACACCCGCUUCUGAAGUGAAGAGCCCUGUACCAGCAACCAAAACAGAGGCCAAGGAGCCUAAGAAGGGUGGCGAGUCCUGGUUCUCUCGCUGGCUAACUGGGAAAAGGAAGACAGAAGCUUAUUUGCCAGAUGACAAGAACAAAUCGAUCGUGUGGGAUGAAAAGAAGAACCGCUGGGUGGAUGUGAACGAACCAGAGGAGGAGAAGAAGGCUGCACCCCCACCUCCAAUGUCCCUUCCCAAGGCUACGCAGGCUGCCGCCCCUGGGCCUGGAGGGCCCCCCAGAGCCUCUGUGAACAUGUUUUCUAGAAAAGCAGCAGGGACCAGAGUACAUUAUGUGGACAUCCUGAACCCGGGUGGGCCCCGGCGUGCAGAACCUGCUCUCGCCCCUGCGGAAUUCUUUGCCCCACUCGCCCCACUCCCGAUCCCGGCUCACUUGUGCGGACCAAACCCAGAUGCAGCAGAGGGAGCCCCGCUGGCAGAGGGGGCUGGCAGGGAAGGGCAGGCAACGGCGGGGGGCCCAGCCCAUGCAGAGCCUGCCUCAGAGCCCAAGGUUUUAGAUUCUGCAGCCUCGCUCCCGGGUUCUGAAGUGCACGGUUCCCAGGGAGGAGAGCUUUCGCGCUGUAGCUCAAUGAGUUCACUGUCACGUGAAGUGAGCCAGCACUUUAAUCAGGCUCCCGGCGCCCACCCCCCCGCAGGAGGCCCUCCCGGGGCAGCAGUGCCCUUGUACAGCCCGGCGCAGUUCACACAGCCUCUGCCACCUCAGGAAGUUCAAGGACGGGGAGGAUUGGCCAGAGGAAGUACCCAGCGUUGAGCUAGACUAGCCCGUCUGGAUUAGCAUUUGGAACCUGAAAUGACCCUCCACCAAGGACCACACUGACUGCCUGCGACCUCCCUUCUGCUCCCAGAUGGACAAGCAGAAUCUCAGGACGCCUUCCGUUCCCUCCUGUGUGUAGGACACAUUGCCAGAGUUACCCCAUAGCCCUGGUAAGGGCUGGAGGAAGAGGCACUUGGGCUCCGAAACGGUUCCAUAAAAGAACGCUGUCUAAGCAUCCUCGUCAUUUAAGAGUUACGCUGAGUGCAGCCGACCGGUCUGUGCUGCAGGGCAGACUUUCCUCUUCAGUAUCGAGGGCGUCUCUCGAAGCCCAGGGGCGAAUUCCUGCCACAUUCGUCCCACGGUCCCUGGGAGAUGCUGGAAGAAAAGCACGAAACUGCCUCAGGAAAGAAACACUGACACCUGCCGUGCAGCGCCGUGCACUCAUGCUUCUGAACCCAGAACAGUGGUUCAUGGGUGCGGCAGCGUGGCUCAGUGCCCUGACGGAGACGUGGAGUGGGUUAGCAGUCAUUCUCUUCGGUCUGGAGAGACGCCCUUGUUACUUCAGUGAAUUUCUCCGUGGCAGACGGUUCCGGCUGCACUGGAUUCCUCUGGCCUGAUGAGGACCACGAGGGGUUUCCUGCAGCCAGAGGGACUGGCUUUGUCCAUCAGGAGGGACAAAAGAGCCACCACCAUCGCAGAACUUGUGUUCCAAAUGUGACCGGUUUAGACUCACCAGCCAGUGUUGAAACUGACUCAUGAAUUUGGUUUGGAUUUUUAGUGCGCGAGUGGCCGGGUCGGACCCAGUGUCUGCAGCAGCGGGUUGCCACGCUCUGCGAACCAGUCCAAGCUGUCCUCCGGCGUGGCUUCAGAGCACAAGCCAGCCGACAUGCUUCCUGUCACCUGGGUGACAUCAUUUCAGGAGUUGGUAACAUCCUGAAGAAAGUGGCUUAAAAUAAUGUCUUGGGAGAAGCUCUGGAAGCUGGUGUUUCUGCUCCUGGCUUUUUUCCACACUGAACCUUCAGAAGCACGUGUUCGCUCCCAGCUGAACAGACCUGCAAAGGAAGCCCUCCUCUUACUGCACUCAGAGCUUUAAGGGUUCAUUGACUGUUCUUAAAACUGUUCCCACUCUUAAGUCUAAAGAGACUGAAAGGACUUAAAUAUUUAUAAAACUCAUUAGGAAGUAAUCGCCGUAGGUUCUGCUGGGGAAACGUAGUUUGCUUGGUGUUUUCAAUCUCAAGUAGGAUUGUGUGGACGUGGAGUGUACACGGGUCCUUCCCGUUUUCCUGGUUACUUGAUCAUCUAGGAAAGACCCACAGAAUGUUUUCCAAAAUGUUUCACAGACUCAUAUGCCCGGACCCCAUUGUUUCUGUCACUUUGGGAAAGGGCAGGCCUUGUUGGGGCAUCUCUUGUGUCCCCAGGUCAGUGCCCCUGUGCUUCCUGCCCCCCAAGCCCCACUGGGCGUCCUCUGCUUCCUCCAGCCCAUUGUUCUCUGUGUCAGCGACUUUUGAUUCAAGAAGCUUCCUCCAGGCAGGAGCUGCUAUUUUUCCUAAAUGCAAAUUGUUAAAUAAAAUAUUUUGCGCCCUUGAGCGCCCUCACC
Messenger RNA from Rhinolophus ferrumequinum (greater horseshoe bat), 8599 nucleotides. It is a transcript of the gene SEC16A, whose product is annotated as SEC16 homolog A, endoplasmic reticulum export factor. NCBI's taxonomy places the organism in Eukaryota, Metazoa, Chordata, Mammalia, Chiroptera, Rhinolophidae. Gene Ontology annotation, cellular component: ER to Golgi transport vesicle membrane; endoplasmic reticulum exit site. The transcript has 31 exons. Gene Ontology annotation, biological process: Golgi organization; autophagy; COPII vesicle coat assembly. The record is from RefSeq and is a predicted model, not a curated record. Bases 52 to 6999 code for a protein of 2315 amino acids.